AUGCGCCCCGUCGUGGACGCCCUCCGCUGCCUCGGGCUCCCCGAGGAGUUCAUCUCGAAGCUAAUCUUCGACGGCCUCAAGGAGUUCGGCUUGGGCAUAACAGAGAAGGUAUUUCUUUACGGCAUCUGCGCGUUAUGCGGCAUCAGUAGGGAGACGUGGCUGCAUAGGGUGGCCCUGUACCGGAGCUUCGGGGUGUCCGAGGGUGAGCUACGCAGUGCGUUCAAGAGGCAGCCGACGAUACAGAGCUUCUCUGACGAGACCAUAAAGAAGAAGCUCCGGUUCUUCCUGGAUGAGCUGAAGCUUGAACUAAGCGAAGUAAUGGGGCAGCCUGUGCUUAUAGGGUAUAGCUUGGAGAAGAACAUCAUACCAAGGUGUGCCGUAUUAAGCUUGUUGAUGAGGGAGGGAAAGAUUGGGCCCAACGUCAAGUUGAUUUCGGCAUUGCUUGGUAGCGCCAAGAUGUUCUCCACAAAGUAUGUAUUGAGGUAUGCUCACGAUGUGCCAGAUGUUGUUAAGGCGUAUGAGGGUAAGAUUACAUUUGAUGGUUUCAGGGAUCAGGAUGUUUUAGUUCCAAUGAAGCUGUGA
Messenger RNA from Miscanthus lutarioriparius, 582 nucleotides. NCBI's taxonomy places the organism in Eukaryota, Viridiplantae, Streptophyta, Magnoliopsida, Poales, Poaceae. The record is from the annotation of a GenBank genome assembly.